This is a messenger RNA of Colletotrichum acutatum, 732 nucleotides long. RefSeq lists its product as uncharacterized. The transcript has 5 exons. NCBI's taxonomy places the organism in Eukaryota, Fungi, Ascomycota, Sordariomycetes, Glomerellales, Glomerellaceae. The coding region runs from base 1 to 732 and encodes 243 amino acids. The record is from RefSeq and is a predicted model, not a curated record.
AUGAGAACGGCGGUUGCGGUUGUGCUGAUGGACGUGGUGACUGUGUGGUACGGUGACAGAGUAGGCAAGAGCUUAGUUGAGCCUGUAAGCUGCCAAUGUUGUGUUUCCAGAGGAGCCGACGAACUCUACAGUGAGCUACGAGUCGCGAGGCAAGAUCACGUAGACUACGAAGUUACAUGGGCAAGUCCAUCGUCAGACUGGCUGUACGUAGCUUGGUGGGCAUUGCGGAUGAGCACCCGUAGUGGCGACCCUAUUUUCCAACUAUUAUACAACAGAAAUCCAAGCAAGAGUCGGGGAGCACUCAGCAGUCUGGGCACCAGACCGCCCCGAUCUGCGCGCGGAGCGCCGCGUGAGCUGACGACGGGAGGGGAAUGGCGCGGGUGUGGCAUGUAUUUCCUGCCAACCUACCCCAACUCCCCUCAGAGCUCUCAGGGAUUUUGUAAACUGCAGUUGCUGUUACCGUCACCGCUCCUGGAUCUGGGAUCUACUGGCGCUGGAUUCGGGUUCUGCGUUAUUGUGGUGGUGGCAAAGGAAGACUCUAUCCGUGGAGCCUGGACUGGGUUCGGUGGUUCACUUGGUUUCUUCGAGGUGGUCGGCGCUUCUGUCCUUGGAGAGGAGGGUGGAAGAUUGAGCGAGAACGGCCGAGCCUAUUCCGCCAACCCCAACCCAGAAACCUAUCAAAUUGGCUGUUGGUGUCACUGUGCAGUGGUUUGCUUGGUUGUUCGAGUCUAA